Molecule: messenger RNA, 1478 nt
Organism: Leptomonas pyrrhocoris
Lineage: Eukaryota; Euglenozoa; Kinetoplastea; Trypanosomatida; Trypanosomatidae
Product: putative mitochondrial mitochondrial carrier protein
Exons: 1
Coding region: 522-1478 (318 amino acids)
Biological process (GO): pyrimidine nucleotide import into mitochondrion
Cellular component (GO): mitochondrion
Molecular function (GO): pyrimidine nucleotide transmembrane transporter activity
Source: RefSeq, a predicted model, not a curated record
GAAAUAAAGUUAGAGCAUAGAAAUACCGCUGCCACGGCGCGUUGCGAACUGGCACACGAACACACUCCUCCUUUAGAGACGCACAACAGAUUCUACACCCACGUAAACCACGUGCCAUACACUUUUGCCUUGUUCCCCUCUCACUGACGCGACCGUUUUUCUUGACUUUGUUUUUCUCUCUUUCACCUCAGCUUGCUCAGCAGCCGUCGUUGUCAAAUUGACGAAGGUUUCCGUCACUCUCUCUUUCUGUAUUGUUAGAAGAUUCGCGUACAACGUUGAUAUCGGCCCUGCAGCUGCGUCGUCACCGUUGCGUCCAUCGGUGUUUGCAGCGCGUCGUCUUCUCUAGCAGCCAACGCCCUUUCCUCCAGGAUAAGAGGAAGAAUUGCGCCGCGGAAAAAUCUGGCUUUGUUCACGUGCCGCUCUUUUGCUGGACAGCUCCUUUCGCGUCUUAGCGGCACAGAAACACGGGGCUCCUUCCAGCACAUACGCUUUCUCACUCUCUGCUCUCUCUUCCUAGCGGCAUGGCCUCCACAACGAGGACGGAGAACGACAAUUUAGUGUCUGUGUUCGCGGGCGGCUUCGCUGGUGUGUGCUCGACGUGCGUCACGAACCCUCUUGAUACCAUUCGCGUCCGCCUCUCCUCGGGACGUGCGGCCACCGGCAAGACCCACAAGAGCUUAUGGAUCACUGCGAAGGAGCUUUUCAAUGAGGGCCUGCUGCACGCGUUUAGUCGCGGCCUGGGCGCCAACAUUAUGGCCUCCAUGCCGUCCAACGCGAUUUACCUGCCCACCUACCGCUUUCUGAAGAACGAGCUGACGGACAUGGGCGUCAAUGAACAGGCCCGUCCGCUGCUCUGCGCCUUCGGUGCGGUGACGGCCACCAACGUGGCGCUCUCCCCCUUAUUUCUGGUGCGAACCCGCGUGCAGGUGGACGACCGACUCACCAUUCGGCAGGUGUUCACCGACGUGAUGCGGCGGGACGGGGUCCGCGGGUUUUACCGCGGCACCGUGACGAACGUCGCCGGGCGAUUUGUGGAAGAAGGCUGCUUUUGGACGGUGUACGAGCUGCUGAAGCGGGUGACGCACGAGGGCAACUUUGGUGAUCGCGGCUUCUGGUGGACCUCCGCGGCGAUGGUCUCGCUGACGAUGAUCGCGAAGCUGGCCGCCGUCAGCAUCGCCUACCCGUACAACGUCGUCAUGAACCACCUACGCACGGUGAACAAGGCGACUGGCAGGCAUGACUACGUGCGGGUGCUGCCGACCAUGCGCCACAUCUAUCGUGCCGACGGCCUUCUUGGGUUCUACAAGGGACUCGCGCCGCAGAUACUGCGCAGUGUGGUGAGUAAGGCGACGCAGAUCUACUCCUUCGAGCUCUUCCUGUUUACCUACGCGGAGAUGUACCAUCGCAAGCCCCUUCCAGUCCCCGCGGCGGCGAUCAUCGAUGCUGCGGCAGAGCGUGAGUUGGAGACGGUUAAGUGA